Rhipicephalus sanguineus (brown dog tick) is the source of this 4536-nucleotide messenger RNA. It is a transcript of the gene Top2, whose product is annotated as DNA topoisomerase 2-alpha. Gene Ontology annotation, molecular function: ATP binding; DNA binding; DNA topoisomerase type II (double strand cut, ATP-hydrolyzing) activity. The transcript has 12 exons. Gene Ontology annotation, cellular component: nucleus. The record is from RefSeq and is a predicted model, not a curated record. NCBI's taxonomy places the organism in Eukaryota, Metazoa, Arthropoda, Arachnida, Ixodida, Ixodidae. Gene Ontology annotation, biological process: DNA topological change; resolution of meiotic recombination intermediates; sister chromatid segregation. The coding region runs from base 341 to 4492 and encodes 1383 amino acids.
UAGUACACACGAAGAGCACACCAGCUGGGCGCGGUGCGCUUUCUUGAUGGGCGUCACCGUUCCUGGCCGGCGGCGUGCCCACCAAGCGCGCUAAAGUUUCUUCUACGUCAAGCAGUUAGCUGAAUCAACGUAAAUGUAAUGGCUAGUUAACGAGCAAGUACCGCCCCUUCUUCGCUAGGGUUUUCGCCGGUCACAACGCGGAAGACGGCAGCGAAGCCAUAGCGGUGCACUUCCAGCAGUGACUCAUUUGGGUGCCGCUACGUUUGGACCGAUAAGAGAAAGCCGCAAGUAACGUAAGUACAGGACCAAAGGGUCGUGUUGCCAGGCACCAAGCGGCAACAUGUCUUCCGUCAGCGACUCCGAAGAGGAAGGCGCAGGUGAGCCGUCCGUGGGCUCGGCUGCGUCGGUGGGUCGACGUGGCGGCGGCGACAACGGCAGAGGCGACGUGGCCGAAGGCUCCGACGCGGCCAGGAACAAGAGGUUGUCCGUGGAGCGCAUCUACCAGAAGAUGAGCCAGCUGGAGCACGUUCUCCUGCGCCCGGACACGUACGUCGGCUCCGUCGAGCCCGUCACGCAAAACAUGUGGGUGUACGACCCCGAGGACGAAAGCGGAGGCGGCGGCAUGAAGCACAGGAGCGUCACAUUCGUGCCUGGUCUGUACAAGAUCUUCGACGAGAUCCUGGUGAAUGCGUCCGACAAUAAGCAGAGGGACAAGAACAUGGACUGUAUCAAGAUCGAGAUAAACCCGGAGCAGAACUUCAUCUCCGUGUGGAACAAUGGCCAGGGCAUUCCGGUCGUCGAGCACCGCGUCGAGAAGAUGCACGUGCCGACGCUCAUCUUCGGCCACCUUCUCACCUCGUCCAAUUACAACGACGAAGAAAAGAAAGUCACCGGCGGCCGCAACGGCUAUGGCGCCAAGCUGUGCAACAUCUUCAGCAAGAAGUUCAUCGUCGAGACGUACUCGCGCGCCGAAAAGAAGCACUUCAAGCAGGUCUGGGAGGACAACAUGCGAAAGACCAGCGAACCCAAGAUCAAGGCGGAGGCCAAGGGCGACGACUUCACCAAGAUCACCUUCUACCCGGACCUUGCAAAGUUCAUGAUGGAGAAGCUAGACGCCGACACAGUUGCGCUGCUGUCCCGCAGGGCUUAUGAUGUGGCCGGCUGUACGCAGGGAGUCAAAGUCUACCUGAAUGGCAAACGGCUCCCGGUGAAGGGCUUCAAGGAGUAUGUGCAGCUGUUCCUAAAGGACCAGGAGGAUGAAGUGGGUAACCCUCUCACUGUAGCACACGAGCUCGUCAGCGACCGCUGGGAGGUGGCCGUGGCCCUGAGUGCCUCGGGCGAGUUCCGGCAGAUGAGUUUCGUCAACGGCAUCGCCACCACCAAGGGAGGCAGCCACGUCGACUACGUCGCCGAGCACCUCGUCAAAAAGGUCUUGGAAAGCGUCAAGAAGAAAAACAAAGCAGGCGUGAAGAUCCUAAGCAAGCAGGUCAAGGACUAUUUGUGGAUUUUCGUCAACUGUCUCAUUGAGAACCCCACAUUCGACUCCCAAACCAAAGAGAACAUGACGCUGCCUUCUAAGAAGUUUGGUUCCAAGUGCGAGCUAAGCGACAAGUUCUACACCCAGAUGCUCAAGUGCGGCGUUGUGGAGUCCGUGAUGUCCUGGGUGGCGUUCAAGGCCGAAAAACAGCUGGGUCAGAAGUGUUCGUCAAAGAAACACUCCAAGCUGAAAGGCAUCCCGAAGCUAGAGGACGCCAACGACGCUGGCACCAAGAACUCGGUCGACUGCACGCUCAUCCUGACCGAGGGAGACUCGGCCAAAAGCCUGGCCGUGUCCGGCCUGUCGGUGGUGGGCCGCGACAAGUUCGGUGUGUUUCCGCUGAAGGGAAAGAUGCUGAACGUGCGGGAGGCCACACACAAGCAGAUCUUGGAAAACGCCGAGAUCAACAAUGUUAUCAAGAUCAUGGGUCUCCAGUACAAGAAAAAAUACGAGACCGUGGACGACCUCAAGACACUUCGCUACGGCCGACUUAUGAUCAUGACAGAUCAAGACCAGGACGGCUCUCACAUCAAGGGCCUUCUCAUCAACUUCAUUCACCACAACUGGCCGUCGCUGCUCAAGCUUCCUUUCCUCGAGGAGUUCAUCACGCCCAUCGUGAAGGCGAGUCGCGGAAGCAACGAGCUGUCCUUCUACUCGCUGCCCGAGUUCGAAGAAUGGAAGACCGCCACCGACGACUGGCAGCGCUGGAAGGUCAAGUACUACAAAGGUCUCGGCACCAGCACCUCGAAGGAGGCCAAGGAGUACUUCAUGGACAUGCUGCGGCACCGCAUCACGUUCCGUUACCAAGGCAACGAAGACGAUCAGGCCAUCGAGCUGGCAUUCAGCAAGAAGAUGAUCGAGCAGCGCAAGGACUGGCUCCGGAGUGGCAUGGAGGAGCGCAAGCAGCGACGCGAGAUGGGCCUUCCCGAGCUCUACCUGUACGGCAAGGACACCAAGAACGUGACGUACCUGGAUUUCGUCAACAAGGAACUCAUUUUGUUCAGCAACAUGGACAAUGAGCGCUCAAUCCCGUCUCUCGUGGACGGGCUCAAGCCGGGACAGCGCAAGGUUCUCUUCACGUGCCUUAAACGCAACGACAAGCGCGAGAUUAAAGUCGCCCAGCUGGCGGGUUCUGUGGCCGAACACUCGGCCUAUCAUCACGGCGAGGCCUCCCUCAUGUCGACUAUCAUCAACUUGGCACAGAAUUUCGUCGGCUCCAACAAUAUCAACCUGCUACAGCCCAUCGGUCAGUUCGGCACGAGGCUGCAGGGCGGCAAGGACGCUGCCAGCCCUCGAUACAUCUUUACCAUGCUGUCGCCCUUGGCGCGUCUCAUCGUGCCCGCGUUGGACGACCCGGUAUUGGAGUACCUGUACGACGACAACCAGCGCAUCGAGCCCGAGUACUACAUUCCGGUGCUCCCCAUGGUACUCGUGAACGGGGCAGAAGGUAUCGGCACUGGUUGGAGCACGAAGAUACCGAACUACAAUCCUCGCGACGUAGUUGCCAAUCUGCGGAAGAUGAUCGCCGGUGAAGAACCAAAUGCCCUUAAGCCGUGGUUCAAGAACUUCCGCGGAUCCGUAGACCAGGUGGAAGAGCAGAGGUUUAUCGUGAGCGGCGAGGUGGCUGUGCUCAACUCCACCAGCAUAGAGAUCACGGAGCUUCCGGUGCGGACUUGGACUCAAACGUACAAGGAGACGGUGUUAGAGACCAUGCUGCACGGCACAGAGAAGGUGCCGCCGCUCAUUACCGACUACAAGGAGUACCACACGGAUACCACAGUCCGCUUCGUGGUCACCAUGGCCGAAGACAAACUGGCCAAGGCCCGCGGAGAAGGGCUGCACAAGGCGUUCAAGUUGCAGACGUCGAUUACCACGUCCUCGAUGGUAUUGUUCGAUUCUAAGGGCGUCCUGAGGACGUUUCGAACUCCUGAAGACAUCCUGCGCGACUUCUUCGCAACGCGUCUGGAGGGGUAUGUCAAGCGAAAGGCUUACCUCAUCGGUUUGCUGUCUGCCGAAGCGAAGCGUCUCGAAAAUCAGGCUCGCUUCAUUCUCGAGAAAAUCGACAGCAUCAUCAAGAUCGAGAACCGUCGCCGCAAGGAGAUGCUGGAGACUCUCCGGAAGCGGGGCUACGAUCCCGACCCGAUUGUUAUUUGGAAGAAGCAGCAGCUGCAGCAGGCAGGGCGCCGAGACAGCCAAGCCGAGUCGCAGGACGAAGCUGAAGACGCUGCCGAGGAACAGGACGAGGACAGGGACAAGGACGGCGGAAGCGUGCACUACAACUACCUUCUGGGCAUGCCGCUUUGGAGUCUGACUCAGGAGAGGAAGGACGACCUGCUCAAGAAGCGAGACGAGAAGCGAGAGGAACUCCAAGUGCUGCGGCGCAAGUCUCCCGAGAACCUCUGGGAGGAAGACCUGGAUGCCUUCUCGGCCAAGCUGGACGAGGUGGAGCAGGCGCAACGCGACGAAGAGAACUCGACCGGCGUCAAGACAACCAAAGGGUCUAAGGCUGGGCGCUCCAAGGCUGCGGCUCCCAAGAAGACCGAAAAUGAGACGAAGCCCUCGCUGUUGGCGGAGCGCGUUGUGCCGAAGGUCGAGUGGGAAGCGAAGACCAAGGUUGGCGGAGCGCGCCGUGGGCCCAAGAAGGCGGCCAACGACGCCGCUGCCGAUGAUCACGGUGACGACGUGGAGGGCAACGCUGCAGCGGCGACCGGACCCUCCAGUCCCGGGGACACCGAACAUACGGCGGCCUCCGCAACCGCCAAGGCGCCACAGCGCAAACGCGGAGGCGCCACUAAGGACAAGCCUUCCAAGACCAAGGUCAAGAAGAGGAAGAACUCUUGGUCUGGCUCUGAUUCCUCGGAGAACGAGGAGUCACUUAUGAGCCUGGGCUCGGACGAUGACCGCAAACCUGUAGCGGGCCCUUCGGUAAGCACCGCGAGGUGGUCACAGUUAUAACUUUUAAGUGACCGCUGCCGACGUUUAGAACAGCGUGAACGAGU